AGGUGGAAAAAUGGGCGGUUUUACAACAGGUGCAAUAAAAACAAACCUGUGCUUCUCACCUUCGCUUUCUUUAUCUUAGAUCAGCUCAGUGGUUGUUGUUGCUGUUGAAGUCAAAGUAAAACCAUGGUUCAGGUCAUUAAUUCUGCAGGGAUGGAGACCUUAGUGAGGCUCAUCGUGCUCCUUCCUGUGACAGUCACUCCACAGCGUUUUGAGGCUGAUCCAGUAACAGUAACAGCAGCAGUCGGCAGUGAUGUUAUUCUACCAUGUGUGUCAAAGGACGAGAUCAAUGUGACAGAUCUGAUCAUAGACUGGACGAAAGAAGGGGACGAAAUUUAUAUCUUCCAAGAAAAGAAGCCAAGUUUCCGUCACAAAGAUUACAAGGACCGAACAUCUGUCUUCACCAAAGAACUGCAGAACAACAACUUCUCCAUCAAACUGUUUGGAGUGAAGCAGACGGAUGAAGGACAGUUCUCCUGCUGUUAUUAUGGUGAUGGGAAAGGGAGGAGAUGUACUAAUGUGACUCUGACUGUUAUAACUGAAUCUUCAGCAAACAUAAGUGAGGUUAAAGAAAACCCUAAAGAUCCCGACCUCCGUCCUGACGCCGCCGUCAUGGCCGCCGUCUUGGUGCUGCUUUGUGUUGGUCUUGGAGUUGGCAGCUUCAUUUCGUGGAAACGUCGAAACGGAUGUGGAGCACAAGACGAGACCCAAACUAACACUGAGACCCAACAGAACCGAGCUGAGGCCACGUCUCUGACUGUCGUCACUAUGAGCGACGAAGAACAGGAGGCUGAACAGGACCAUCAUCAUCAUCAGUAAGAACUAAUGAAGCGAUGGAAAAGGAGGCUCAUCAGGCAGAUGUUGAUCAUCUGGAUUAAACUACAACUUGUUUGAGUUGAGCUGUUGUUUCUCUACUUCAGGUUUUCUGUGUUUUACUUCAGUUGUGAAGCUACAUUGAAAUUAUUUUUUUAUUUCUUUCUUUUUAAAAAGUUCCCAUUUUUAUAAGUGUACUGUAAAUAUAGAUUAAACAUGUUAAAAACAUAAAA
Betta splendens (Siamese fighting fish) is the source of this 1043-nucleotide messenger RNA. RefSeq lists its product as uncharacterized. Bases 124 to 816 code for a protein of 230 amino acids. Gene Ontology annotation, biological process: negative regulation of T cell proliferation; T cell costimulation; cell surface receptor signaling pathway. Gene Ontology annotation, cellular component: external side of plasma membrane. The record is from RefSeq and is a predicted model, not a curated record. NCBI's taxonomy places the organism in Eukaryota, Metazoa, Chordata, Actinopteri, Anabantiformes, Osphronemidae. The transcript has 5 exons.